Vicia villosa (hairy vetch) is the source of this 2275-nucleotide messenger RNA. RefSeq names its product protein MULTIPOLAR SPINDLE 1-like. The transcript has 12 exons. The record is from RefSeq and is a predicted model, not a curated record. Lineage: Eukaryota; Viridiplantae; Streptophyta; Magnoliopsida; Fabales; Fabaceae. Gene Ontology annotation, molecular function: RNA-DNA hybrid ribonuclease activity; nucleic acid binding. Bases 1 to 1965 code for a protein of 654 amino acids. Gene Ontology annotation, biological process: meiotic DNA double-strand break formation; meiotic spindle organization.
AUGCCAAAAGAUGUAGGGGGCAUGGGUUUUAAGAAUUGCAGUGCCUUCAACUAUGCGAUGCUAAGCAAACAAACUUGGAGAAUUAUGACUAAUCCUGAUACUCUUGUCUCUCGUCUUUAUAAAACCAGGUAUUUUCCUAAUACUGAUUAUCUUAACUCUAAUAUUGGCCAUAAUCCCAAUUAUGUAUGGCGAAGUAUUUGGAGCUCCAAAUUUCUGAUGAAGGGAUGUCUCAAAUGGAGUAUAGGAUCAGGAGAGAAUAUUUCGGUUUGGAAUCAAAAUUGGCUUUUUGAUGGCACUUCUCUAGAAAACCCGUGGCUACACAACUUGCUUGUGAGUAAUCUUAAAGUCUCAUAUUUGUUGAUUCCAAAUGGCAAACAAUGGAAUCAUGCGUUGGUCUUGUCACUAGUAGGUGAAGAUAUUGUGCAAAAGGUAGGCAUCGGUGCCUGUAUUAGAAAUGACGCUGUCCAGUUUAUUGCAGCCCAAACAGAAUGGUUUUCACCAUGUACUGAUGUGGUUAUUGGAGAAGCUAUAGGCCUUUUGAGAGCUAUAAAGUGGGUAAUUAAUGUGGGCUUCGACAAUAUGAAUUUUGAAUUAAAUGCAAAACAAGUUGUAGAUAAUGUGAAUUCUGCGAAGCCUAAUGACUCGGAUUUCGGAGCUAUUAUCGACGAUUGUAAAAGGCUGAUUACUCUCUUCUUUAGGAACUCUCAUAUUAAGUUCGUUAGAAGACAAGCCAAUGAAGUUGCUCAUGCUCUUGCACGUGUGACUCCAUCUCUUGCUAGUUUUCAUAAUUUUGUUGAUAUUCCAAGAUGUUUCGCGCGUUUUUCAAUUCGAAUUCUGAAGGAAAUGGUAGAGGAUGGAACCAUCGCAAACGAUGAAUCUAUGAAGCUAGCGAUAGCGGUUGCGCUUCUUAGAUCAAAGUUCACGAAAAAUGUUAAACAGUGUAAUCCAAUUUCUCCCUCUCAAUCAGAAACUCUUCUCCGUUGGAAACGAAAGGCUAAGGAACGGAAGCAAGAGAUUCUACGGCUCAGAGAAGAUCUGAAAGAAUCUCAAGAUGCUUCACAUUGUGAUCUAUUUCCUGAGAACGCUUCUUGCAAGUGCUAUUUCUUCGAUAAUUUAGGGGAAUUAAGUUCUAAGUAUCAUGGAAAUGACUCGUUUAACAGAUUCAAUGACGUACUUCGCCGGAGAUUUCUAAGACAAGUGCGAUUUAAGGAAAGGAGGAGAAGGAUUGGUUCUUCAUCUUCGUCAAGUCAGCAACGACUUUGUUUAGGUUUAGCUGAGGAGGAUGAUACAGAGCAGCUGAAAGCAUCUGUUGAUUUUCUUGUGGAGUUGUGUGAGACUGUAUUACCUGUGGAUGAUUCCAAGUUUGCAAACAUGGCACACCAAGCCGUUGAUUUUAUAUUGGUUUCAUUGAAGACUCUUCUGUCUACGGGAAGGAACCUGGAACUAGUUGAACGAAUUAUCAAUAGCCUAGUUACACGUUUGACGUUGAAGAUGUGCUCGUACUUGUCAGAAAAUGGAUCUCAACACAGUGGCCCCGAUGCACAGUUCUGUAUUCAGCAUUUGGUCCGUAAACUUGGCAGUGAGCCUUAUAUUGGCCAACGGGCUAUACUUGCAGUAUGUCAAAGAAUUUUGGUGCUAGCAGAACGUUUGCUUUUCUCUGAUCCAUUUGAUGACUCUUUUUCUAACAUGCACGAAUGUAUGUUCAUCAUGAUCCAGCUUAUUGAGUUUUUGGUGGGAGAUUACUUAUUAGAGUGGUCAAAAGCUGAAGAUUUAGAUACCAUGCUCCUUGAAGAUUGGAUGACGUCAAUUGUUCAGGCAAGAAAAGCAUUAGAACUUCUGGAAAGCAGAAAUGGACUAUAUGUCCUCUAUAUGGACCGUGUCACAGGUGAGUUGGCGAAACAUGUUGGUGGAGUCUCAUUGCUUCAGAAGGUUAAACCAGAUAUGUUUAAUCGCUUGUUUCACUAAACAUUGAUUCAAUUAUGAGCAAUAUAUAUGGCCCAUAUAGGGAAAAAAUGGUAUAUAUGGAAACUAGGGGAAUAGAUUAUGCCCAACUUUCCUUCUUCAUUAUACUUUGGCCUAUAAACUCAUUUUAUUCCUAUCUUAUUAAGUAUUAAUACCAACAUGCCGAGAUGUCAAUUCCCAAGUUUACUUUCUUUCAAUGGAUUCAAUUCUCAUAUCCAUGACCUUCAUCAAUACAAAGUGCUUUGUUGCCUCUACAUAUGUAGUGGGAUCUUUAGAAAAGCUAAAUAUGACUAAAUUGUGAAGUUCAUCACUU